Messenger RNA from Zymoseptoria tritici IPO323, 4629 nucleotides. RefSeq names its product protein kinase WD40. The transcript has a single exon. Gene Ontology annotation, cellular component: phosphatidylinositol 3-kinase complex, class III, type I; phosphatidylinositol 3-kinase complex, class III, type II; late endosome. Bases 1 to 4629 code for a protein of 1542 amino acids. The record is from RefSeq and is a predicted model, not a curated record. Gene Ontology annotation, biological process: protein targeting to vacuole; late endosome to vacuole transport; protein phosphorylation. Lineage: Eukaryota; Fungi; Ascomycota; Dothideomycetes; Mycosphaerellales; Mycosphaerellaceae. Gene Ontology annotation, molecular function: ATP binding; protein binding; protein serine/threonine kinase activity.
AUGGGUCAAGGCUACUCAGCCGUUACUCUCCCAGCCGGUCCCUCCGCCAUCGAGACCUCCGAGCUCACAGACUUGACCUACGAGAAGACCCUCGGCGGCGCUCGCUUCCUCCGCACCGUUCGAGCCAAACAUUCUUCCGGAAUCGUCGUCGCCAAGGUCAUCACCAAAUCCAACCCCUCCGUGAGCUUUAAACGCUACUCCGCACUACUUCGCGAGGAGCGACAAAAGCUGCGAGGCAUCCCGAACGUCUUACCUUAUGCUCGGAUACGAGAGACUGCAGCACUCGGUCUACUAGUCCGACAAUUCGUUCACACCUCUCUUUACGACCGAGUGAGCAUCCGUCCAUUUCUGGAAGGCGUCGAGAAGAAAUGGAUAGCAUUUCAACUGCUCUGCGCCGUCCGAGACUGUCAUGCUCAAGGCGUCUUCCACGGCGACAUCAAGUCGGAGAAUGUGCUUGUCACUAGCUGGGGAUGGGUGUACCUGACGGACUUCGCAUCGCAGUUCAAACCGGUGUAUCUGCCUGAAGACAAUCCGGCCGACUUCUCCUUCUACUACGAUGCUUCCGCGCGGAGAACGUGUUAUCUGGCGCCGGAACGAUUCCUUGCUGCGGGCGAGAAGCCUAGGGAAGGGAACGUGGUGCAGUGGAAUAUGGAUAUCUUCAGUCUGGGUUGUGUUCUCGCUGAGUUGUUCACUGAGUCGCCAACAUUCACCCUCAGUCAGCUGUAUCGGUAUCGGAAGGGGGAGUACGACCCAACGGUGACGCUGCUGAAUAAAGUGGACGAUGAACAUGUGCGGAGCCUGAUCAGCAGUAUGAUUCGUUUGGAUCCGACGGAGAGGUGGCAUGCAAAUGACUACCUGGACGAGUACAAAGAGAAAGUUUUCCCGUUGUACUUCUAUAAUCACUUGCAUACGUUGAUGCAAGAGAUUACGGAUCCAAUGACUGGUCGGAAGAGUGGACAGACAGCGGACAAGAACAAUGGGAUCUCGGAUGAGCGGAUCGACAGGAUCUACAAUGACUUUGAGAUCUUGUCGGUGUCUCUGGGGUAUCAGGAUGCUGCGACUGCGGAAGAAAGUGCUCAGUCGAACCCGGCAUUACGCACUGGACUAUUUCCGAUGCAAGUCGACCUUCCGAACAGUCGACAUACAGUGCAGUCGGCACAUCACUUGACGAGUGAGAAUGGGACAUUCGUCCUGUUGAAUGUCAUCGCAUCGGCAAUGCGAACUUGCGCACGAGCAGCUUCAAAGGUGCGGGCAUGCGAGCUACUGCUUGCGUUCGCUGAAAGACUGCCAGAUGAGGGAAAACUGGACCGAGUGCUCCCAUACAUCAUCCCACUGCUGGAAGAUCCCAACGACAUGGUUCUUGUGGCGGCUCUCCGAACCAUGACCCAAAUCCUCGCCAUGGUCACGGUCGUCUCACCAGUCAACUCCUUCCUCUUCACACAAUACAUCUUCCCGAAAUUACAAGUCUUCGUCAAAUCGACGACAUUCAGGAAAUACUCUCUCGUCAGAGCAACGUAUGCAGCAUGUCUGGCCAGCCUCGCUGAAACAGCCUCCCGCUUCCUCGAUGCCAUGCAGGCUCUCAAAGCAGAAGGCUCUCUUCCAUCUGCCGAAAGAGGCGGCGACACAGACGAAGACUACACAGUCGACCCGGAGGCUUAUGACGCCACCCGCCUUGAGAUGCUCGAGCAGUUUGAAGGCCAGACGAAGGUCUUUCUCACUGAUACCGAUACCGCCGUCCGUCGAGCAUUCUUGACUUCAGUCUCAAGUCUAUGUGUCUUCUUCGGAGAAGCUCGAGCCAGCGACAUCAUCCUCAGCCAUCUCAACACUUACCUUAACGACCCGGAUUGGCUACUCAAACGAGACUUCUUCAAGACAAUAGUCGGCGUGGCAGUCUACAUCGGCAGCGCAAAUUUGGAAGAGUAUAUCCUGCCACUCAUGCUGCAAGCUCUCACCGACCCGCAAGAACUGGUCGUCGAACAAGCUCUUCGAUCUAUGGCGAGCAUGGCUGAAAUGGGCCUCCUUCAACGCUCGAAGAUAUGGGAACUCAUCGACACCGUUGCGAGGUUUCAGAUGCACCCCAACUUCUGGAUCAAAGAAGCUGCUUGCCAUCUCAUCUCCGCUACGACGACGUACUUGUCCAUGGCCGAUGUGAGGAUCUUGGUGGCACCGUUGAUACAGCCGUACUUGAAAGUGCCGAUUGGCAGUCUGACCGAGUCGGAGCUGCUGGAUGCGCUGAAGAAACCAUUGCCAAGAGCAGUGUUGGAUCUGGCGGUCCAAUGGGCAGUGAGAGUGGAGAAGAGUGUAUUCUGGAAACCGGCAAGGGAGUCGAAACAAUUGUCUUCGCCGGGGGUGGCGCAGAUGCCGCCGCAGUCCUCCGUGGCUGGGCUGUCGUCAAAGUCGUUUGCGAAAGUGCCCAAGACGGAUGAAGACGAACAGUGGCUCGGACGGCUACGAAACGCAGGUAUGACGACCGAAGACGAGAUGAAACUGCUGGCUUUCAGAGAAUACAUCUGGCGCUCGGCGCAGCGGUCGAAGCGAGAUGAUGGGAAUGGGCAGGAUGGCAGGUACGAGCAAAUGAUCAGCUUGUCUGCUUUGAAGAUCACGCCGCAGACGGUCAUCUUCGAGAAUAGUCUGGAGGCGUAUGAGCAGCAUUCGCAGCGGCAGGAGGAGGAGAGGACGAUUGUGGAGGCUAUUGAGGAGGCUUCCACGGUCGAUGCGAGGAAGAAACCGGAUGAGGAGGGUGGGUUGGGUGUGAGGAGUGCGGAUAGCGGGGCCACUGCGGGUAUGCCGAUUGACCAGCGGAGAGUGUCAGGACUGAGGUCGAAGAACUCAGGAAGUCUUUCUUCAUCACCAAGCUCGGGGAUCGGACUGCUGGGGAGAGAUGUCGACAGGGCUUUGCGGCAGAAAGGCGCUGCUGCUGGCCUCUUAGGUGGAGCUGAUCUGCGUGUCAAGGCACAGGCCGAAGUCGCCACUGACGAUACGACCGCCACUGGAAGGCUGAACUCGCCUCAUCCGGCAAGUCGCAAGCCAUCACCCUCGCCGAAUGCCGACUCACGACCUUCGACUGCGAGGACUGUUAGUCACAGAUCCGUGCACAACUACGCUGGUAACGAUCCGACGGUCCUCAAGCUUCUCGAUGCAGUCUACGUCGACACCUUCCCAAUUGACGCAGCCGACUUCGGACCAGUCGUCCAACUCAAAAGUGGCCUGAUCCCCACAAACAGCAACCAACCCAACACCGGACCCUGGCGACCACAAGGUCAACUCAUUGCAGUCCUAGGCGAGCACACCGCAAAGGUUACCCGUAUCCUCCCCGCUCCAAGCCACCUCUUCUUCCUCACCGCCUCCGACGACGGCACAGUCAAAGUCUGGGACACCGCCCGCCUCGAACGCAACAUAACCCACCGCUCCCGACAAACCUACCGUCUCCCCUCCGGCGUUAAAGUCACCUCCCUCUGCUUCGUCGAAGGAACCCACUCGUUCAUCUGCACCGGCUCCGAUGGCAGUAUCCACGCCAUCCGUGUGGACGUCACCGAAUCCAGCUCCACCACCCGCUACGGCAAGCUGCGCACUAUCAAGACCUGGAAUAUCCCACCCCUCUCUACAUCCUCCUCCUCCGCACCCGAACACGCCCUCUGGUCAGAACACUUCCUCGCCUCUCCCACCUCCACCCUCCUGAUCACCACAUCCGCAAACCGCAUCCUCGCCUUCUCCCUCAAACACACUUCCCUCCUCUACUCCCUCCGCGUCCCCUCCCCGCACGGCUCACCGUCCACAUUCUGCAUCUCCCGCCGGAAAGACUGGUUACUCGUCGGCACUACAACCGGUGUUCUGCAUCUCUGGGACUUACGCUUCCAUGUCCGCCUCCGGUCGUGGUCGUUUGCCAACCCCGCGCCGAUUACGAGGUUGCAAUUACAUCCGAGUAGAAAGAGUUCGAGGAGGAAUAUGUUUUGUAUGACGGGUGGGACGGCGGUGGGGGAGGUGAGUGUUUGGAGUUUGGAGAAGGGGGUUUGUUUCGAAGUUUAUCGGGGUGCGCAUGGGGAGGGGAGGGAGAGGGUGGAUUUGAGGGAGUAUGAGUUGAGGAAUUUGGAGGAUGAGAAGGGGGAUAAGUCGCUGGAGAGGGCGAUGGAGAGGGAGGGGGAGGUUCGGAUGGGGAGAGCGGCAUUUGCGGUCUUUGGAGCGCAGACUUCGGUGAAAGAUCCUGAAGUGCAGAGUGCUUUUCUUGUCGCGGGUGGACCGGAUGGGAAGGUGAGGUUUUGGGAUUGUGAACGCUUGGAAGGAUGUUCGGUCGUCUCCGGGAAUGAGGGUGACCAACAGCCGACAUACUCCUUUAGCCAACUCAGCCUCGAUACGCGGGUCUGCACCGAGCGGGAUGCGGACGCUGCUGCUGCUGCUGGGCAGGGAGUGGAGUCGAGUCCCGUUGGCGGUGGUGGUAAGGGAAGAGCUGCAGCUGGGAGUGUGAGUGGGGAUAAGGGAAAGACGCCUUCGAGGUAUGAAGUAAUCCGGACGAGCGCGAGGAAUUUGAUGAGGAGGCAUUUGGAUUUGGUGACGGAUGUUGCGGUGGUGGAGAGGCCGGUGGGGAUGGUUGUUAGUGCGGAUCGAGGAGGGAUGGUUUUUGUGCAUUUGUAG